AUGGCCGUUUUUCCUGAGAUCCGAUGGGCCCAGCGCUCGAGUGCUAGUGACGCCGAGAAGAAUUUUGUCUAUUUGACGAUCGAGCAGCCGAACUUAGUAAACGACAGCCUGGAGUUGACCGCAACUUCGUUGAAGUUCAGUGGUGAGGACGGCAGCAACAAGUUUGCUGUCGAGUUUGAGUUCUUUGCUGAGAUUGACGUUGAGAACUCCAAGAAGCAGAAGAACGACCGCAACGUCUUCCUUGUUCUGCGCAAGAAGGAGCUGAACGAGGAGUACUGGCCUCGUCUGACCAAGGACAAGGUCAAGCGUCCCUACAUCAAGACCGACUUUGACAAGUGGGUUGACGAGGACGAGCAGAACGAGCAGCCUGUCGAGGACUUUGGCGACAUGGCUGGCAUGGGCGGCAUGCCUGGUAUGCCCGACAUGGGCGCUAUGGGCGGUAUGCCCGGUAUGGGCGGUGCUGGCGCGGGCGCUGGUGAUGGCGGUUUCGAUAUGUCUCAGCUUCUUGCUGGCAUGGGCGGCGGCGGCGACGGCGGCUUCGACAUGUCCAAGCUUGCGGAGUUGCAGAAGCAAUUCGGCCUUGGCGGCGAGGGCCAGGGCAACGACGAGACUAUCAGCAGCACGCUUGGCGAGGCUGAUGAGGCCGAGGCCGAGGACAAUGACGAUAGCAAGGUCCAGGAAGUUAACUAG
Molecule: messenger RNA, 690 nt
Organism: Wickerhamiella sorbophila
Lineage: Eukaryota; Fungi; Ascomycota; Dipodascomycetes; Dipodascales; Trichomonascaceae
Product: Protein wos2
Exons: 1
Coding region: 1-690 (229 amino acids)
Biological process (GO): protein folding; chaperone-mediated protein complex assembly
Cellular component (GO): cytosol; nucleus
Molecular function (GO): protein-folding chaperone binding; Hsp90 protein binding
Source: RefSeq, a predicted model, not a curated record